AUGGGCAAACCAGUAGAUCCGUCAUAUCCACUGUAUCCCAUCGCUUGCGUCUUCGCCGCAACGGGCCUAUUUUUGGUACUCCUCACCAGCGCUAUCCGCUCAAGGUGGAAUCUGGGUGUCUCCUUCCUGUGCUUCUGGCUCUUCCUGGAGAAUCUGACCUUUGCGAUAAACUCGGUCGUGUGGAAAGAUAAUGGAGAUAUCAAGCAUCGUAUCUACUGUGACCUUGCUUCUCAUCUACAGACCAUUUGCUAUGUCGUCAAACCCGCCGCAACCCUCAUCAUGACCCGAAGGUUGUUCCUGAUUGCUAGUUUCCGCAAUAUGGACAUGCACACCACACUGAAGCGGUCGGAUAUCAUCAUAGAGUGGUUCUUGGGCCUUGGCCUACCAUUGCUAGUUGCUGGACCAUUCUACUACAUCGUACAAACCAAACGCUUCGAGAUUCUUGAGGGUUUCGGGCCCAGCGGCUCAAGUUCGUCCACAGUACUCGCUAUCCUGCUCGUUUCUCAAUGGAGCAUCUCUCUUCCGCUCAUUUCCAUACUCUUCUACUUUCCGAGGGUGGUCUGGAUCUUCUACCGCCAAAACAGGGAUCUGAGUGACUUCUUCCUGCGCAGCAACAGUAAUAGCUCAACCUCCCGGCCGGGCUACUGCCGUUUGUUCGCACUUGCCAGCGUCGACAUGCUCAUCACGUUCCCCGUGGGUCUCGUGAACGUGUCGCUGGUGAUAGUCCAAGAUCUGCAUUCCGAGCGUGGCCUCCCCUUCUACGACGGCUGGGCCGCCACACACCGAGAUUGGACGCCGCUCAGCACGCCGUACUCGGAUGUUCUCGCCGGCGGCAGGUCCGGUCUGGCGCAGUUCUACUUCUCGAACUGGGUCACACCCUGUCUUUCCUUCGUCAUCUUCGGUCUCUUCGGCUUCACGCCAAAUGCACGUUCAGCGUACAUGAUCAUGGCGCGCUGGGUCGGUGAUUUGUUGCACAUACGCCCAAUCAUCCGCAGGCAUCAGCAACGGCUCAAGCACAAGAAGGCGGUACAGAAUCGGGAAAGGACAAGAAGAGGCCUUGGUUCUGCACCGCAGGAGAUCACGCUCGACUCGGAGCUGUGGUCUCGCGAGUUGAGCUUUGCGGAUUUCGAGUUGACCGCACCGGUCGGUCAGAGUAUCGACAUCAAGGGCGACGCCGAAGGCCGCAAGUCCGAGGACUCUGGAGACGCAAUCAAGGUUUAUACAGGGCCCGGGGACUCAAGCCCCGCCCUGAAGCCGGCGAAGUCCGAUCCAGAUAAGUCGGAGGUAUAG
This is a messenger RNA of Peniophora sp. CBMAI 1063, 1290 nucleotides long. The record is from the annotation of a GenBank genome assembly. NCBI's taxonomy places the organism in Eukaryota, Fungi, Basidiomycota, Agaricomycetes, Russulales, Peniophoraceae.